Triticum aestivum (bread wheat) is the source of this 2975-nucleotide messenger RNA. RefSeq lists its product as uncharacterized. NCBI's taxonomy places the organism in Eukaryota, Viridiplantae, Streptophyta, Magnoliopsida, Poales, Poaceae. Bases 1 to 2958 code for a protein of 985 amino acids. The record is from RefSeq and is a predicted model, not a curated record. The transcript has 2 exons.
AUGGGGCGCGCUAAGGCAAUCGAUGACGCGGAUCUUCAAGAGGUCCUCUCCAUGCGCGAUGAUUUCGGUGUUUUGCAACAAGAGAACAUCCAGAUGCAGAACCAGGUGUCCAAAUUGCAAGAGGAAGUUCAGGUUAUUGGAGCGAAACAGGGGCAGAUAGCACCAACAAGACAACCCUUCCAGUUCUGCACCUGUGGUUCGAUCUCCUACACUGCGUCAAGAGCAAACAAAAAAGUAGGAAGAGAGAAUAGAGCAACUGAGAAAACAACUAGCAAUGGAAAAGAGAAAUCUAAACAGCUUGAAGAGCUUCAGUUACAGAACUUGCCACCCAUCAGGACAAACAGAAAUGCAGUUCCUCCUGGUUUUGUUCAACAGGGAAGAACUGAUAAUGCCAGUGCAAUUGGAACUCCAGUUACCGCUAGAGACAAGGCAAACACACCUGCAUUUAAUCAGUAUUUCCAACCAAACAGAGACAGGCAAUUAUGGCAAGGUUAUUACAGAACAUAUGAACAGGAUAUGCAGGCUCAGUUUAUGAAAUCAGUGACUAAAGGCCCUAGGCUGGAUUUUCCUAAGUUUGCUGGGACAGAUCCAGUAGGUUGGAUAAGACAAUGUAACAAAUACUUUCAAAUGGCUGGAGCCCCAGAGGAGUACAAAGUAUCACUAGCUCAAAUGUAUAUAGUAGAUGAAGCAGAUGUGUGGCUCAAGAGGUCUGGUCUGCUGAAGAAACAACUUACUUGGCAACAGUUUGGAGCUGAAGUGAUUAAGAGAUAUUCUGACAAAGGGUCUUAUGACUUGACAGAAAAAUUUAAUUCAGUCAAACAGUUACAUCACACUGUCACUGAAUAUACAAAAAUCUUUGAGGAUUUGAUGGCUGAUGUGCAAGAGGAAAACCCUGAAUUAGGAGAGCUCUGGUUUGUCAGAUGCUAUGUCAAUGGACUAAGAGAAGGAAUUAAAUUCCAGCUGAGACCUUUCAAGCCACAAACAUUAACAGAUGCUUAUUGCAUGGCCAAGGAUAUAGAACCAAAUCAUCCACAUGUAGCAGCAGUAGCUAAGAAACAAGGCACCACCUACAACAACUUCUAUCAGAAAUCCAGUGGAACAAUGCAGGCCAAGCUCAAUGCUCUGGAACCACAACAACAAGUUCCUGUCAGACAAGCUGAAACAACAGCUGCCAAUACACAAAAAAUCAGAAAAGUAGGGGAGUGCUGGAGGUGUGGAGACAAAUGGAUGCAUGGACACAAAUGCAAGUUGAUUCCUAACAUUCACUUGCUGCAACAGGACAAUCCAGAACAGAUUGUAAUAGAUCAAGAAGAAAUACAACAAGAAGAACAGCAAGAGACUACAGAUGAAGGAGAACAGGCAAUGUUUAUUUCUGCUCAUGCAAUUGGACAUCAACUAGCAGUUCCAGCCCCUACUGCUAUAAUCUACAUAAAUGGCAAGAGAGUAGUAGCCUUACCUGAUUCUGGUAGUACAUCUUCCUUCAUUAACCAGGAUUUUGCUGUGAAAGCAAACUGUCAGUUGUUACCUGUCAAAGGAAGAACAAUAGCAGUGGCAGGAGGAGGAAAAUUACUAUCCACAGCAGUAGUUCCAAACUAUGAAUUCCAAAUGGCAAAGCUAAAGUUGACUCACAACUUCAGAGUGUUAUCACUACCAAGUCAUGAUGUUAUCCUAGGUUAUGAUUGGAUGUCUGCAGUCAGUCCUGUUUCAUUCAAUAUACCUGAGAAACAAUUCAGUUUUACCAAGGAUGGAAAACAAACCGUAACUACUGCAGUUUUCAACAAUUCUAACAAUAUAAAAGAAGUGCCAGCUGAGGAAAUGAAUAAGUUGUUGGAUAAAGGAGUGGAAGGGUUUUUGUUACAAGUGCAUAAUGUAUUAAUGGAAGCACCUGAAGGAACACCAACACCUCCCCAAAUACAAAAGUUGCUCCUGCAGUAUGCUGAUCUGUUUGAGGAACCUAAAGAAUUACCACCCAAAAGAGCUCUGGACCAUACUAUUCCAUUAGUCCCUGGUGCAACUCCUCCUCAUGUGAGACCAUAUAGAGUUCCUCAACACCAGAAACAAGAAAUGGAAGACCAAAUCAGAAAGUUGCUAGCUGCACACCUCAUAAGGCACAGUCAAAGCCCAUAUGCAGCUCCAGUUCUGUUGGUCAAGAAGAAAGACAGUUCCAUGAGGUUGUGCACAGACUUCAGGAAACUAAAUUCUAUCACAGUAAAGAACAAGUUUCCAAUACCAGUUAUUGAGGAUUUGUUGGAUGAAUUGCAUGGAGCAAAAUACUUCUCAAAAAUUGACCUAAGAUCAGGGUAUCACCAAAUAAGAAUGCAUCCUGAAGAUAUACAGAAAACUGCAUUCAGGACUUAUUUGGGGCACUUUGAAUAUUUAGUGAUGCCUUUUGGGUUGUCAAAUGCUCUUGGAACAUUUCAAGCACUGAUGAAUAGUAUAUUUGGUCCAUAUCUCAGGAAAUUUGUGCUUGUCUUCUUUGAUGAUAUAUUAAUUUACAGCAAAAAUCUUCAAGAACACAAAGAACAUUUACAAAUAGUACUGCAGUUACUGAAAGAGCAUCAACUGUUUGCAAAAAUGUCCAAGUGUGUUUUUGCUGUGCAACAAGUGGAGUAUUUGGGACAUAUUAUAUCUGAGAAAGGAGUAGCAACUGAUCCUAAGAAGAUACUUGCUAUUGCUGAGUGGCCAACACCAGAUUCUGUAACUAAAUUGAGAAGUUUCUUGGGCCUAGCUGGAUAUUAUAGAAGGUUUAUCAAAGGGCAUGGCAUGAUUUGCAGACCACUACAUGAUCUUCUCAAGAAAGGGCAGUUCUUGUGGAAACAUGAACAUGAUCAAGCAUUUGCACAACUGCAAAAAGCACUAACCACAGCCCCUGUACUGGCAUUACCAAACUUUUCUCUCCCAUUUGUACUAGAGACAGAUGCUUCAAGGAAAGGAAUAGGAGCAGUUCUCAUGCAGUAGGGCAGGUCAAUUGCAUA